This is a messenger RNA of Etheostoma cragini (Arkansas darter), 6918 nucleotides long. Its product is annotated as neuropilin-2-like. Bases 995 to 3814 code for a protein of 939 amino acids. Gene Ontology annotation, biological process: vascular endothelial growth factor signaling pathway; angiogenesis; axon guidance. The record is from RefSeq and is a predicted model, not a curated record. Gene Ontology annotation, molecular function: semaphorin receptor activity; vascular endothelial growth factor receptor activity. Gene Ontology annotation, cellular component: membrane. The transcript is spliced from 18 exons. NCBI's taxonomy places the organism in Eukaryota, Metazoa, Chordata, Actinopteri, Perciformes, Percidae.
GACAGGGGACUGAGUGAGCAGUCCAGCUCCCUGCCACAAACCCGGCGGAGAUCGGAGGGGAAGGAGCGCACUGAGCGAGAGAACGUGAGAGAGACUGAGAGAGAGAGAAAUAUCCUGAGCGUCAAGGAGAGAGAGAGAUAUAUAGAGGGAGGGAGGAGCGGGGAUAGAAGAGUGUUUCAGCAAAGAAACGCACAGUUUACAGGAGGAGAGCGGAGAGGCUGCACGUUUAUUUGCUCCCGAUCAGUUUUACGCACGCACGCUGGAGCUGCCUCUUCCAGGAGAUCUUGUGUUGUCUUUUGCGCAAGAACGGACUGUUACAGUGGCAGUAUAUUAAGAGGAUCUUCGAUGGGGAAAUGUUUUUUUAUUUUUAAAUCAUAUAGCCCUUUACCAAGCAAAUGCGCAAUUGGGAGUGAGAACCAGAGCAAAAGAUUUUUAUAUAUUUUAUAGAGACGAAGAGGAAACACUUUUUUCAGGUUAUGUCAAACUUAAUAGUCCUCAGAAAUUGUUCCUGUCGGUUCGUGGUGGUUUUAACCAGUGAUUUCUACUUUGUUUGAAAUUUAUGAUUUUGACUGUCAACAGUGUCAGUGAGGUUUAUAUCGCCACGCGCGCUGUGACAGACGGAGAAACGGUGCUGCCGACUGUGCGCACAGCAAUGGAUUCUGACGCUUUAAAUGUGUGCUUAGAGUAAAUAUUGGGAUUAUUUCAGAUCCAUUUGCGCAAAUUAGUUAGUUUCUUUUUAAAAGAAGAAGCACACGAGGACAAAGCUCGUACCAAUAGCGCACCAACUUUGCGAUAUUCUUGGAGAGCCCAGUGAACGCACCCCGGCAUUUGUGUUUGAUGUUGGCCACUACUUGUGUUGCGCCUCAAAGAAAAAGAGAACUGUGAAAAAGGAGAGGAAAGGUGGACUUUGGACUGCAGCGUUGUCUCAGAUAAACACAUUAAAACCACUGAGGAGGAGAAUCGGUGUUUUUUUCUCCACAUCCGAGGGGAAAAGAUGGAUUUAUUCAUAUGGCUUUGUGGAUGUUUAUUGGCUUUUCUCUCGCCUUCAGCGGUCAAAGCAGAGGAAGGAGCUUCUGAGCCAUGUGGUGGCUAUUUAGAUGCAAGUGAUGCCGGCUACAUCACCACCCCCGGCUAUCCACUGGAGUACCCACCUCACCAGAACUGUCGUUGGGUCAUCACAGCCCCAGAGGCCUCACAACGCAUCGUCCUAAACUUCAACCCGCACUUUGAGAUCGAGAAACUGGACUGCAGGUAUGACUAUGUAGAGAUCCAUGAUGGGAACUCAGAGACGGCUGACCUACUGGGGAAGCACUGCAGCAACAUCGCCCCUGCACCGAUCAUAUCGUCAGGGCCCUCAAUACACAUCAAGUUUGUGUCUGACUACGCCCACCAGGGGGCGGGCUUCUCACUGCGCUACGAAAUCUUCAAAACCGGAUCAGACUGUUCCCGGAACUUCACCAGUCCCUCGGGUCUCAUUGAAUCGCCGGGCUACCCCGACAAAUACCCUCACAACCUGGAGUGCUCCUUCAUCAUCAUUGUCCCUCCCAGCAUGGAUGUGACCCUCACCUUCCUCACCUUUGACCUGGAGAAUGACCCCCUGCCGGGUGGAGAGGGAGACUGCAAGUACGACUGGCUGGAAGUGUGGGACGGGCUCCCAGGAGUCGGCCCUCUGAUUGGUCGAUACUGUGGGACCAGAGUGCCUCCUGAGAUCCAAUCAUCUACCGGGAUUCUCUCUCUGGCCUUCCACACUGACAUGGCUGUGGCUAAAGAUGGCUUCUCCGCUCGAUACAACAUGACUCACAAGGAAGUCAGUGAGACUUUCCACUGUAGUAAUGCAUUCGGACUGGAGUCAGGAAAGAUCACAGAUGACCAGAUCACAGCCUCGUCGAGUUUCUACGAUGAACACUGGCUGCCACGACAGGCCCGACUCAAUUACCAUGACAACGGAUGGACACCCAAUGAAGACAGCAACAGGGAGUACAUACAGGUGGACCUCCAUACCUUGAAGGUACUUACAGGCAUCGCCACGCAGGGCGCCAUUUCAAAGGAAACUCUAAAGGCUUACCAUGUCACCACCUUUAAGCUGGAGGUCAGCACCAAUGGAGAGGACUGGAUGGUGUACAGACAUGGCAAGAAUCAUAAGGUUUUCCAUGCCAACACCGACGCCACAGAGGUUGUACUCAAUCGGAUCCCACAGCCGGUCCUGGCCCGAUUUGUAAGAAUCAGACCUCAGGCAUGGAAGAAUGGCAUCGCACUGCGGUUUGAACUCUACGGCUGUCAGAUCACGGAUGCUCCCUGCUCAGAGCUGCAAGGCAUGUUGUCUGGACUGCUAUCCGACUCCCAGAUCUCUGCGUCGUCCAUGAGAGACAUCCACGGCUCCAUGGGGGCAGCCAGGCUGGUGGCCAGUCGGUCCGGCUGGUUCCCCAACCCGACGCAGCCCAUAGCUGGAGAAGAGUGGCUACAGGUGGACCUUGGUGUGCCCAAGAUGGUGCGUGGCAUCAUUACCCAGGGUGCAAGAGGACUGGAGGGCAGCACCAGCGCUGAGAACAGAGCGUUUGUCAGGAAGUACAAACUGGCGCACAGCGUGACUGGCAAAGACUGGACUUACAUCACUGACAGCAAGACUGGGUUUGCUAAGAUUUUCGAGGGGAACGGCCACUACGAUACGCCAGAGGUGCGGAGGUUCGAUGAGAUAGUGGCACAGUUCAUCAGAGUCUUUCCGGAGAGGUGGUCGCCUGCAGGGAUCGGCAUGAGGAUGGAGGUCCUUGGCUGCGACCUGCCUGAAACCACCACUGUACCUGACACUGUGACCCCCACCCUGCCCAGAGUUGAACAGACCACUGCCGCAAUGAGACCAGCCACCACGCCGUCCCUGUCGGCUGUGUGUGACUUUGAGCAGAGCUUGUGUGGCUGGUCGGCUGAUCCCCAGUCAGGUGUGAGUUGGUCCCUGCACACAGCCAGCAGCACUGCCACUGGACACGGCACACAUGGAACCAGGCAGGAUCUGGCACUGGGAUCAGACAAUUUCUCAGGAAACUACCUCCACCUGGACGCAGGCGCCCAUACCCAGCGCAAGCGAGCCCGGCUGAUGAGCCCCGAGGUGGGGCCGGAGCAAGGCCCGCUCUGCCUACUUUUCUACUACCAGCUCCAGGGGGAGGCACAGGGGAGCCUGAGGGUCCUUCUGAGGGACAGCGACCAGGAGGAGACGCUGUUAUGGGCCCUAAAAGGAGACCAGGGGCCUCACUGGAGGGAGGGCCGCACCAUCCUGCCCCAAAGCCCCAAGGAGUAUCAGGUGGCAUUCGAGGGCUUUUUUGAUCACCCAACCAGAGGCCACAUCAGAAUAGAUAACAUCCACAUGAGCAACAGCAUUGAGCUGGAGCAGUGUACACAGCCUUUCCCUGCCUUAACUCCUGGCAUAACCAACCCCAGGCCUAUGGAUUUCGGAAAAGAUCCUGUUUUCAGACACAAGCCCCCCAUUAAUGGAGACUAUUUGUUCCCAGGGUGGCCCUCCUCCUUCUCCACCCCCUCUUCCUCUGAUGUGGAUCCCUCCUCCGUAACCCUGGUGUCAGAGAAAGACAAGGACAACGCCUGGCUGUACACGCUGGACCCCAUCCUCCUCACCAUCAUCGUGAUGAGCUCUCUAGGCGUGCUGAUGGGUGCUGUUUGCGCAGGACUGCUCCUCUACUGCACAUGCUCCUACAGCGGCCUUUCCUCGCGCUCCUCCACAACGCUGGAGAACUACAACUUUGAGUUGUACGACGGGAUUAAGCAUAAAGUGAAGAUAAACCAGCAGAGGUGCUGCUCAGAGGCAUGAAGAGGAGGACGAGGAGGACGAGGAGAACUCUGGAGAACGAUAGGGAAAGACACGUCCCGUGAUCCCAUGCGAUAGUAAUUUUGGUUCUCGGUUUGGACAAAACAAACAGGAAAUGUAAGCACCACCUGUUAUUUUAAUUCCCACUGUCCCCUACCCAAUAUCCUGCUCUAACGUCUAAAAGGGGAAACAGUCAACCCAGAGAUUCCAAACCAGUGGAAACUUGAUCUCCCCUACAUGCUAUGAGGCCUGCACUGGGGGAACACCUGAUCCCAGUCUCCCCUACCCACAGUACCAUAUCUCCUCCGCCUGCAGGAGAGAGCCUGCUCGAUCUAAAAGCCUGUGAAUGAAUGAAUGAAGGAAUGAAUAUGAAUGACAGAUCUAGCAUAGAAUAUAACCCACCAGCCACUGGAAUGAAGCUAGGAAGGGGAUGAACCCUAGCACCCAUGAUAAUCUGGACAUUUGGACCACAAAUGAUAGCACAUUCUGGUGUGUUUGGUUAAAAUGUCGGUAUUGGGAUUCUUAAUGAAGAAGACUGGUACUUUGCAGAAGGACAAUGUCAGAUUUGUCCUCAUUGGCUUGAAUUUGAAUGUGGCCAGUAGAGACGGCAUGCUGAAAUCCAAAAGCUUCAGAUUCUGACUGUUGGUGAAGACUUCAGCACCAGUGGACCAUUUAAUGUGGGUACUUUUGACUGAAAUCAACACAUUUCAAGUGAAUGCCUAUCCCUUAAAGAAGUUUAAAAGAAAUCGAACCACACUACUCAAAUUAAUCUGGAUUUCUAAAGGCAAAGAAGGACAAGAGGAUGAAAAAGGACAUUUUUCUUUCUGUUUGUUUCAGAAAGUUUUAGAUAUGAGUUCUGGGACUUUUCAAACGUCCAUUUAGCCUGCCGUAUGGCGCUCGCUCGCUCCUUUGUCUGCCCUCGGUCUGCGCUUUGUGAAACCAGUGGCAUAGAAGAGUAAUGGUGACUGUUUUGUUAUGUUUUAGACUUGUGUCUGUUUGAAAAAAAAAAGUAAAGAAAAGCCAGCUUCAGUUCGUAGCCACCUUGUAGAGCUCUUAACGCCAUUUUUAGACUUUCUUUAGCAUUGUGUUGGACUCCAUGGUCUUAACUGUUACUUCAGUCCUUUUCUAUUUUCACACAUGUUCCAUUACAGAUUACAGUCUUUACCAAGAGUAGAGGAAAGAUAAAGAACGACGGUAGACAGAAAAUCAGAGGUUUAAAUUAUAAAUCUAACAUGCUGUUAUGGAGUCGUGCUUUAGAUUCAGUAUUCUAGGGUUUGUCUUUGGUAUAUAUCUAUAUUUUUUGCUUCAUAGACUGUAUGAUGCCCAAAUGAUGGACAGACACUGUGUGGACAAAAUGUCAAUGAUUGUUUUAUUGCAACCUAUGGAUUGCCAAAGAGCUGUGUACUGUAUGUGCACAGGGGGUCUGAACAAGUGUUAAAAGAGGUCCGGGACUGAGAGUGAUAAAACAUCCUUUUAUUUACUGCUCUCAGAGUCAUCCCCCACCCCCUGAAAGGAGGACACUCAAAAAACUGAAAGAGACGGAAUGUCUAAAAGAAGAGAAUGGAAAUUGGACCGUUGACUUUCUUGGACACACAAUCGAGCCUUAAGCUAACUACAGUAUACGCUGUAUCGGAGGACAGCCAUCAAGGAGUUCCAGUGCUGCUGGAGAGACUGAACAGGAGGACACACACACACACACACACACACACAAAGAAAGACAGGCAGAGAAAAAAAGGAAAGAAAAAGUGGUAAAUUAUAUGUUUACAUGCAGAAGAAGUAACCUGUUGAUGUUUGAACAUCAUAACUAAAAGUUUAUACUCAGAUUAUCACAGAUUAUUAUUAACGCCUGGUAAAGAUACCUUCACAAAUAUUGCAUGUGAACAUGGGUGGCCAGCAUUGUACAGAUGUUUCUCCCAAGAAUUACAUUAAUAUGCCACUGUUUGGCUUCAGCUAAUUACAUUUUGGUUAAACUUAAUUUAAACUCAGAGUUACUCUGUGGAGUGUUUGACCACUAGUAACACUGUGGAGCAGAGUUUCUGUUGAUGCAUGCACACUAGUAUGCAGCUACGUGGUUUCACACUAUUCCACUGGCUGGUGGUUGGCAUGCAAUGAACAAAAAAAAAAAAGAAUUCAGCAACGGGGAAGAAGAAGACCGCAAGCUUGCAAGGCUUUUAAAUUACCAUCGGGAAAAAUACUUUGCAAAUACCUUAUUUAUUUCACAGAUUUGUGACUAUGCGGUAUAUUAUAACUUGUUAUAUUCACGAGAAAGCUCCCCAGGGUAACUUUAAUGCCCUUCACAAGGUUCUUCUUCUUCUUUUUUUAAAUUAGCAUAUUGACAAACUGCUAACAUAUCGCCAACUUUGACAGGUUUUCCGACAAUUUACACUCAUGACAACUAAAACUAUCCAACUAAUUUAUAACUAGAGUUGUCAUGGUGAUGCUUAGACAACUAAAAGUAAUUUGUUAAGGUUGUGGUUAAAAACAAAACAGAAUAAGGCGUAGCACUUUGUCAGCUGGCCAUCCAUCCUCACCUCCACACCCUUACGUCUGUGUGCGCUUUGUAAAUGUUUUCCUAGAUGCAAAUUAAUGUAAAUCGUGGUAGACUGUUGCAUUGUGGGUACAUUUUAAAUGGCAACAUAACCCAUGGCAGCAGACCUUGCAUUUGACGUAAACUAUCUGCUGUUGAAGUUGUCAAUUGCAGACUGUUCAAUCUGGGGUCGGGAACAUUUGAUUAACUGGACAACGUAGUCAGUCAAAGUUUUGAUCCAUAUGAAAAUGUUCCGUCGUGGGGCUUUUAGGAAGGUGAUUCUCUACAUGGAAACAUAUCCGCUGAGAUACUCAGCUGACAGAUGGAGUGGACUGAUAGCAAAUAAGACAAACAAACAUAAAAUGAGACUGUCAGCAGGACAGGUGGAAGGUGAGAGAUAAACAACAAUACAAAAAGACACACACCGGAGACGGAAAUCUUAACAAAUGUAAUUGGACGACCAGAUGCUGUCCUCUCCUCCUUUGUAUUUUUCUUUCUCAUUGUCAUUUUCACUGUUGAUCCCAGAAAGACCUUUUCGUGUAUCCUGAAGCUGUGAAGUUGCUGACCUCUGGGGGGUAAA